GUUUUGCAGCCUGCCACACUUCGCCUUCGAAGGAUUCGCUGCUCGGUGUGCGACUUUAAUUGAUGUUUCAUUUCCGUUGCAAAGUGCUUCCGUUUUCCUGAGCUCCACGUCCGCCGUUUGUUUUGUCCAACUUGCGGGGGAGUCGACUGCCGCCGACCUGGUAAUUGAGUAUCAAUGCGGUUUUAAGUGAAAAAUGCUGCCAACCUUUGGCAACCAUCUGAGCCACCCACCCAUCCAGCCACCCAGCCAUUCACCCAUCCAUCCAUCCAGCCAACCAACCAUCUACCAUCCACCCUAUCUCAAUGGCCGACCAUUUCCGUUUUUAAUCUUUUGCCUUGAUUUGCUCGCUCUUCGCUUCGUUUUCGUUUUCAUUUCAUGUUUUCUGUGUUUUUUCAAUUGCCUCGUGCUCCAUUCAAAUGGGGUUAAUUGAGUUUUAGUGGCCAGGACUCACUUUAAACUGAUUACAAGCUGCCGCCAGAGGGCGUGGUGGUGGUGGCGAUGGUCGUAGGCUUUGCAAGUUUGUUUUGCAUGCCACUCGGCUAUUUGGUGGCUGUCUCUCGAAAUAUUUGGAGCAUGUCAGUUUGCCAGCCACUCGAGUUUCUUGGCCCAAGACCACCCACCAUCCACCAUCCACUUUUUUUCGCCGCCUGGAAACGAAUUAAUGUAGAAGUUGAUUUGUGGCAAUCGACGCUUGGAUGGCUUUUGAAUGCUGCUUGCCAGCGAGUUUUAAUUGAGGCGCUCGUCUGCCUCUUAAACAGGAAAUUAAGAAAGUUUCUCCUACCCAAGUUCCAUGAUUAUGGAUCCGGGCGAGUGAAAGUCAGAUAAAGUGUCAUUAGCGAAUACAUCAAGGUGAUGCGACAUGCAGAUCUUGGUUAAGCAGGAUUUUCCUGCUGAAAAAAGCACCACACUGAACCAAAACCCAAUGACAAGGUCUCUGCAACGCAGAGUUGCAUGCACCAAGCUUCGGUUUUUAUGCUACAAAAUGACAGACUUUCCCCAGUGGAUCUACUUUCAUCUAGUGCAUAAAAACCGAAAGGAGUUUAUUUUCGUCUUGCAACAGGUUCAUCUGGCUUAACCAUAAAUCUUACAUGAUUUUCAACUACUCAGUUGUUGCUCUGCUGCCCCGUUUUUUUUCUUGCAACUGCCCCAAGUGACCCCUUCUUUUGCUUUCGCAUCCUGGGCUGCCUUGAUUUAUGAUCUACCCAACUUGGUUUAUUGUCGCAUCGUUUGGCCGGCACUUUUUCUCCCGGUCGCCGUGCAUUUUCUUGUCCGCCUCGCAGGGCUUAUCAACUAAUGAUUGAGGUCAGUUGGCCAACGUCUGCUCUCUGCCCAUCCGCCAAAUAAUUGCCGGCAAUUAAGCUUAAAUGCUGGUUGGCCUUCCCUUCCUUGGGGCAAUGCGAAAUGCAAUUUGAAGAGAUAUUCCUGGCCCCGAAACUUGGCCAAACUUGAAUCGAUUGAGAACUAGUUUAUUUAAAUAAAUUCUUUAAGGGGGACCCUUUGUUUCGGCAGCUGAUAAACACACAGAUAAACAGAUGUGCUUGACAUUUAAAUUUCAAAAAUCGAUGGAUGCCUGGCAAACAGAGUGUUGUAGCAACUGUGUAAAUAUAUGGCUAUUAUAUCACAACGGCAUAAGCCCAUCCACCCAUUGAUGAAUAAAACUUGUCAAAUAUUUUCCAUUAACCAAAUGUUAGGCCCAAUCUUAGGCACAAUGAGUAAUCAAAUACUGAUAGACUGCGAAAACUGGCUGGAAGCGGAAAGCACACUUGUGCACACUUGCGAAUUGGAAUCAAUCGGUGGCGUGGUUGCUAUAAAAGCAUUGGAUCUGGCAGGGAAAGAUUAUCAUUCGCCAUCUGCAGCAACCAUCAGCAACAUGAGGAAAUCACUACUGAUCGUUGGCUCCCUCCUGGUGACCAUCUUCCUGGCCCAUCUGCCAGUCGGUCUAGCCGUCUCCUGUGCCGAUGAUCCCACCGAUACGGCCUGCGUCGAUUGCACGGAUGCCGCGAAUGCAGCUGAAGCCGAUUGUGUCACAACCACGGCGGCUCCGGAGGCCACCACAGCUGCCGCAGAGGCAACCACAGCGGCCAGUGCCGAUGGAGAAACCACCACCGCAGCCGCUUCAGGCACCGACACGACCACCGCCUCAUCCGGUGGCAAGAAGCGCGUGAAGAGGACCUUCAAGCGGAAGGUGCGCCGCCCCAGAAAGAUCAGGAGGAGGAGGAGCAACCGACGCAGGAACAACAGGAGGAGCCAGAACUCGGGCUAAGCACUGGACGACAAUCGCUCAAGGAUGAUAACAACCAUGACAUGGAAAUGCUACCCUAUACUCCUAAACAGCUUUAGUUUUAAGUAAACCAAUAAAUUUCAAACUGGGCCC
Molecule: messenger RNA, 2374 nt
Organism: Drosophila simulans
Lineage: Eukaryota; Metazoa; Arthropoda; Insecta; Diptera; Drosophilidae
Exons: 1
Coding region: 1607-2263 (218 amino acids)
Source: RefSeq, a predicted model, not a curated record